AUGGCUCUACCAUCAGAAUCCAGCCCAAAAGCUGAAGCCGUAGAUGAAGAUACAAUUGUGGUCAAGCAGGAACCAUCACUUUCUGCAUCUCGUGAGCCUGAGAUGAGUUUGCUUCGCACCGGCACCAUCAAGGAUGAGCAUGCUGACAGCGCCUCCAAUUCACCUUCGCUCCUGCCUACAAAGCUGAAAUCUAGCCGCUCUUCGUCUUCUACAUCCAUCAAAUCACGAGCUACAUCAGAAUCGUCUGUCGACAAAAAGGACAUUAAAGACAAAGUGGGUGGCGAAAUCUCCCAGAAAAUGGAAACAGCUCAACCGCCAAAAAUAGCCCGUUCGGCGCCAAACAAGGUGGUAUCUAGAGUUGCCCCUCUGUAUGAUGCUCUGCCAGAUGCUACGAUGGAGGCAAAGAGCUCAUUCACAGUGAUUGAAUCUUGCACCUAUUCUAACAAAUUUCUUGGAUACACUGAGCAUGCUAUGGAGUGUGACUGCUCGGAAGAGUGGAAUUCGUCCACCAAGCGCAACUAUGCCUGUGGAGAAGAUUCCGACUGCAUCAAUAGGGCCACAAAAAUGGAGUGUGUCGGAGAUUGCGGGUGCGGCUCCGACUGCCAGAACCAACGUUUCCAGCAACGACAAUACGCAAAAGUCUCUGUAAUCCAAACCGAAAAGAAAGGUUAUGGCCUCAGAGCAGAUGCUAAUAUUCGAGCCGGUGGCUUCAUUUGGGAGUAUGUUGGUGAAGUCAUCAACGAGCCUCAAUUUCGCCGACGCAUGGUCCAGUAUGACGACGAAGGGAUCAAGCACUUCUAUUUCAUGUCCCUCAGCAAAGGCGAAUUCGUCGAUGCAACUAAGAAAGGUAAUUUGGGGCGAUUCUGCAAUCAUUCGUGCAACCCGAAUUGCUAUGUCGACAAAUGGGUGGUUGGCGACAAACUCCGGAUGGGCAUUUUUGCCGAGAAGAACAUCAAAGCCGGCGAAGAAUUGGUUUUCAACUACAAUGUCGACCGCUAUGGAGCCAACCCACAACCAUGCUAUUGUGGAGAGCCCAACUGCACCGGAUUCAUCGGUGGAAAGACUCAAACCGAGCGUGCCACAAAGUUGUCUGCUGCCACCAUCGAGGCUCUUGGCAUUGACGAUGCAGAUGGAUGGGAUACUACUGUCGCAAAGAAACCUCGCAAGAAGAAGACCGGUGAGGAUGAUGAAGAUUAUGUCGAGAGUGUGGAGGCCAAGUCGCUUGAUGCAGAUGGCGUUACCAAGGUCAUGGCUGCCCUCAUGCAGUGCAAGGAAAAAUGGAUUGCUGUCAAGCUGCUGGAGCGUGUUCAGAGAUGCGAGGACGAGCAAGUACGAAAUCGUGUCGUCAAGAUGCAUGGCUACCAGAUCCUUAACUCUCAACUCGCCGCAUGGAAAGAUGAUGCCAACGUCGUCCUGCAAAUUCUUGAUAUCCUCGACCAAUUCCCUCGCCUAACACGCAACAAAAUUAUCGACUCUAAGAUCGAAACCACUCUGCAAACAUUUGCGCGAAAUGACGAUGAACGAGUAGCCGCACAGUCUGCUCGCCUUUUGGAUGAAUGGUCAAAGCUUGAAGUCGCUUACAGGAUUCCACGAAAGAAGCGUGAUCCCACCGAAACUUCCACAUCUGUCAAGCCCGAGCCAAAUCAAUAUGAGCGAAGAGAAUCAACUCAGGAACGGAAGCGAUCUCGCUCUAGGUCUAAGUCGAGAUCACCUCCUCGUGGCCCAUCGGUGGCUUCCGCUCCCUCAGGUCCUCGCUCCAGCCUUCUUCAGCGCAACAAUUUCUACCCUCGUCCCCGCCCACCCCCAUUCAAUCCAUUGCCCCGUGGCUGGCAACAAGCCGUUGCUGAUGGCAGAACUUACUACUACUCUUCAGAAGGCAAGACUCAAUGGACACGACCAACCGCUGCAGCUGCUCAGCCACCACCUCCUCCAAAAGCACCCUCGAAUCAAGAUGUCCUUAAGAGUAUCAUCGAUAAUAUAGUCACUGCGAAAGAGAAAGAACGAGAGGCUAAGAAUGCUACACCCGACACUCCGCAGGCGGUGGUGAAGGAGAAGAAGGACAAGAAGGCAGAAAAGUGGCGAUCAUACGACGAAGACAAGAAGAAGAAGCUGUACAAAACGGCGCUUCAUCCUUCCAUCUCGUACAUCAUGAACAAGUACAAGAGCAAGCUGCCGCGCGAUGACCUCAAGCGAUUUGCAAAAGAGAUCGCAGACAAGCUCGCCAAUUCUGAUUUCAAGUCCGGACGUGUUGAAGACCCAACGAAGAUCGAUGAAAAACACGAGAAAAAGGUCAAGAAAUAUUGUAAGGAAUUUUUUGACAAGGCUGCUUACAAGCAUCGCAAACUUGAGAAGGAGAGGGCAGCUCGAAAGCAAAAGCCUGAGACAUCAAAGCAAAAUGGCACAGCAGCUGACGAGACAAGUUCUCCUGUUUUAAAUCUUGAUGCUUCACCUGACAUCAAGAGGGAAGGCAACAGCGACGAUGAUGAUGUCAAAAUGUCAGAGGAUGACGACGAGACCCCAACGCCUCCCACUCCCUCAGCUGCGCUGAAUGGUAGUGGUUCGAAACGCAAAAGGGACGGGGGCGAUGAAGAGGAAUUCAAAGCUGACAGCGAUAUAUCAAAGUCGCCCAUCAAGCGCAUGAAGUCAGAAUCGCCUUGCGCACAAACCCCACCACCCGCCCCAACUAUGGAUACUUCUCUAAUGCACACUGGACACUCGUCCCCUGCUGGAAGGAAUGGCGAUAUUUCUAAGCGAAAGAGAGAGGACGACGAUGACGAAUACUGUAAAGCCCGAACAGACAUUUCGAGGUCGCCGGCCAAGCGGAUCAGGUCGGACUCUCCACCAACUUCUAUAGCUGCAACGAACGGAAAUCAUCACAAGCGGGGCAGGGAUGAAGACGCGGAAGAAGGAAACAAUGCCCGUAGCGAUGCAUCGAAGUCGCCAGCCAAGCGAUUGAAGUCAGAUUCUCCACCACCACCACCUCCUCCCCCACCACCCGGCCCACCUGUCGAUACUCCUCCGAUGCAAUCUCAAGGCGCAUCGCCUAGUGAGACAACGAACCCAUUCCAUGCUGACACUUCAUUCGCGGAGAAGACGAUGGCAGAUGUGCUCGCCGAAGCACAACAAGAUCCUGGUGAUGGUGACGAUGUUGGCGACCUUUCCUUGCAAGACGCGAACGAUAGCGGGGCUAGAUCGCUUGCGAGGGCGGGAGCUCGUGUAGGCGUCGAUGAUGAGGACGACCUCUCCAAUGGGCCAUCUCCACCUGGUUCCCCACCACAUUUUCCGAUUGAUUACGACAAUAAAGUCGCAUCAUCUUCACGUCCGUGGCCCGACGAACUCACAAUCGAAUCUACAUCUCGCUCACCAGAGAAGCGUUCUCCGCGACCUGAUGCGAUCACGGCACACUUGUGA
This is a messenger RNA of Endocarpon pusillum Z07020, 3411 nucleotides long. RefSeq lists its product as uncharacterized. Gene Ontology annotation, cellular component: nucleus; chromosome; chromatin. Bases 1 to 3411 code for a protein of 1136 amino acids. Gene Ontology annotation, molecular function: protein binding; histone H3K36 methyltransferase activity. Gene Ontology annotation, biological process: regulation of DNA-templated transcription. The record is from RefSeq and is a predicted model, not a curated record. The transcript is spliced from 4 exons. Lineage: Eukaryota; Fungi; Ascomycota; Eurotiomycetes; Verrucariales; Verrucariaceae.